AUGACAGAUUUCAAUUCCUCUUCAUACGAAUCAUCGGACACGGAACAAAAUAAGACGACCCAGGCAAGGACAAUGGACAUGAGAAGCCGAACUGGCAAAGGCCAGACAACGGCAAGGAGGGAGGGGCUUCGGAGCGCGAAGUCCCUAGUGACUAAGAAGGCGGAGGAGAUCGAGGACAGCGACCGAUCUAGAUCGCCUCUUAAGGUCGAUGAUUCGACGCCGUUCGCCACCUCCAAAGAGGAGGACUCGGACGAUGGCGUGAAGACUGCCCACAAGAAGAAGGAAGGGAGGUGGGAAAUCCCGAGGGACGAGGAGGGAAAUACCGACGAAGAACGCCUCGUGGAGAAGGCCAUCAGAAGCAGGGGCAGGCCGGAGACGACAGGGGGUUACCGGCUCAAAAAAGAAUUCCUGGCCAGGAAACAGGUUAUCCUGGAACAGAGAAGGGAGGAAUUCCUGCUGAAGGGCAUGGAAAACCCAUGUGAAGAGUUCCAGGAUUGUACUUCCAAUAGGAAGUACAAGGCCGAAAUAAAGAGACUCACUGAACAUCUUGAGGAGGCCCCCUUCCGGGACGUCACGGCGACGAUACUUGAAGCGUCGACAAAGGUGCUAGGAUUCUCGCAGAAAUCUAAAAGCUUAAAGGGCACCCAUGUUAAGGUGCUCAGAGACGCCGCAGCUGCCAUAACUGCAGGAGCCAACAUAAUGGCAAUGCAAAUGGCGCAAGAUAGAUGCGGGAGCAACAUGGAUCUCAUAGAGGAACUACGGACGGAGAACGCGAAUCUCAAGACGUCGCUGACAGAGGUGAGGAAGGAGCUGGAGGAGGUCAAACAGAUGCUCCGAGGUAUAAGGGAGGCACCACUGCAUGAAGCAGUGGUAUCCUCCCCGCCCUCGAAACAACCGGGAAGUGCGGGUCGGGGUAUAAAGGAGGCACCGCAACAAAUGGCGGGUGCUUCCUCGCCCCUGAUCCGCACAGAAGGGAUAGGAAGGGCGAUCACGCCACCUAUGGUCGAUAUGGAGGAGGAGGAGGAAGUCUUGACUGGAGUCAUUGAGAUUCAAAAGGGACUGAUUCCAACGGUGAAGAGAAACCCGGUGAGGGAAGCCAGGGUCGCGAAUAGACUAGCAGGUCCCAAGAUCAGGGAAAUUGUCCCCCUGAAAACCAAAGUUAGGGUGGAAAAGAGGGUAGAAGUAGUAAAAGGAGAAGAGAAGGGACUGGGAGAGGAGGUGUCGAGAAUAGUGUUCCAGGCCCUGAACGAGUGGAAGGCACAGGAGGCUCCCAAACAGGGGGCCUGGAAAAACAAAGGAAAAGGAGAGGUGAAAGAAACUAGGGAUCAAGGAAGGGCACAAAACAAGGAAAACUAUAAUAAAGAGUACCCUCAGCUUCCACCUACGAGAAAGGGACUACAAACACAAUAUAGCAGGGAGGAGGCACCUAAACCACAGGAAAUGUGGACGAAAGUGGUGGGCAGGAGAGAAAAGAAGAGGGAGAAAGAAGAGCAGAGGAGGAAAGAAAUCGUAAAAAAGGUGGUAAUUCCCGAAAAGAAAGAGGGGAAGAAGAACAAGAGGAGAGUCCCCAACACGGCGGCGGUGACAAUAACAGCAGAAAAGGGACAAUAUAAGGACCUGUUGGCAGAAGCGAAAAGGAAGAUAGAUUUAGAUGGGAUUGGUAUCAAUAAGAUAAAGACUAGAGUGGGGGCCACCGGAGCACUCGUGAUCGAGAUACCAGGCGAAGAAAGAAGCAAGCAGGCGGAUAUACUGGCGGACAGACUUAAGGAGGUCUUGACCGAUAGGGCGAGAAUAAGUAGGCCGCAGAAAAUGGGAGAGCUUAGACUGAAAGGGUUGGAGAUAUCCACUACGGGGAGCGAGGCGGCGGAGGCAGUGGCUAAGGCAGGGGGAUGUGAAGUAGGAGAGGUGAAGACCGGGAGUAUGAAAAUAGCCUGGAAUAAUUACCGGACACUGUGGAUGCAGUGCCCCCUUGCGGCGGCCAAGAGGGUUGCAGAGAUAGGCAGUGUUAGGAUCGGAUGGACGCAGACAAAGGCAGAGCUACUGCAGGCAAGGGCCCUGCAAUGUUACAGGUGCCUAGAAAAAGGGCACGUGCAAACAAACUGCAAAAGCAACAUUGAUAGGCGGGCAAACUGCUAUAGAUGCGGAGAACCCGGUCACUUGGCUCGGGAGUGUAACUCGAGAGCCAGGUGCCAACUUUGCGCAGAGGUCGGCGUUAAGGCAGACCACAGAAUGGGGGGACCAUCUUGCCGUCCCCCCAAGAGGAGGAAGAAUGUCCCUGGGGAUGCAGUGGAAGGGGGCUUGGGCAUAGCGGCAGAGCCCCACCAUGUCCCCAGGAACCGCAGAUGGUUCGGGGACGAGUUGGGCUCUGUCGCUAUUGUGUGGAAGGCGAGCAGUUGCUCACCCCCUGCCGAGUAUUUGGACCGAGGCAGGGGGUUUGUCGUGGCCAGGUGGGGAGCCAUCAUCGUGGUCGGGGUGUACCUCCCCCCAACAAAGAGCCUGGACUUUCCUAGUUUCAAGUCCAGGCUCCGAGAUAUGGGGAGGGCCGUUAGACGGUACCUCCCCGGACCUGUCAUCAUCGCCGGGGACUUCAAUGCGAAGUCGGAAUUGUGGGGAUCCCGGGAUGGUGACAGGAGGGGGGAGGAGGUGGAAGAUUGGGCCGCGGGCCUUGAUCUGCACCCGCUGAACGUGGGACGCGAAUCGACGUUCGUAGGGUCGCGGGGAGAAUCGAUCAUCGAUCUCACGUGGGCUUCCCCCGCGGCCCGGAAGCGGGUGCGGAGUUGGAGGGUGGCGGACGAGCUCGAAGCUCUUUCCGAUCAUCUCUUGAUAGAGAUGGAGCUGUCCGUCACCCCCGAGGGCCUGCGGUCCAAGCAACCCCGAAUGCAACCCCGACCGGGGAGAUGGUCCCUUAACAAACUGGACAGGGAGGCAUUGGACAUCUCCCUAGAGGCUGCCACCUGGCCACGGCAGGAAGAGGGGCGGGACCUCGACUCUGAGGUUAUGGCAAUUAUGGAAGUCAUCGCGCAUGCGUGCGACGAAGCCAUGCCCAGAGUCAGGUCCUGCCCCAAAAGGUCCGCCUGGUGGUGGACCGACGCCAUAGCCGAUCUCCGGCACAAGUCGGUCCACCUCAGGCGGGCCUUUAGGAGGGUCCGUAAUGACCCUCACUCGGACCCCGAGGCUGUUCUGGCUGCCCGGAGGGAGUUUUGCCUAGCGGCAGCAUCCCUCAGAGACGCGAUUGGGGCAGCCAGAGGAAAAGGGUGGGACACCCUCCUCCUCUCGCUGGACGCGGAUCCGUGGGGGCGUCCAUACAAAAUGGUAAUGAACAAGCUGAAACCAUGGACGCCCCCGCUAACGGAGACGCUCGACCCCCGGUUCUUGGAGCGGGUCAUGGGGACCCUCUUCCCGGUCAGGGAAGGGGACCCCAUGGGCCCGUACGUUGCACCCACCCCUGAACAACAAGGGGUGGUACCGGGGGUCACCGAGGAGGAGAUGGCCGGGGCCAUCAAAAGGGUCAAAAGCCGGAAGGCGCCAGGACCCGAUGGAAUCCCCGGCCGCGUCCUUACCCUGGCCUCGGGGUACCUAGGCGGAAGGCUCGCGAGGAUAUUCUCGCCAGCCCUGAGGGAACGGAGGGUCCCCCCAGUCUGGGGGAGGGCCAAUGUGGUCCUCCUCCGUAAAGAGGGCAAACCGGAGGACACCCCCUCCGCAUACCGGCCCAUAUGUCUCCUGGACGAGGCGGGCAAGCUCUUCGAGCGUGUCAUAGCUGCCCGUCUCGUGGAGCAUAUGUCCCGGGAAGGUCCGAACCUUGACGACGGCCAAUAUGGCUUCCGGGAGGGACGUUCAACCGUAGACGCGAUUCGGCGUCUGCGGUCCCUCUCGGAGGCCAUCGUGCAGGAGGGCGGGGUGGCGGUGGCGGUGUCAUUAGACAUCGCCAACGCAUUCAACACCCUGCCCUGGGCCGGGGGGAGAGACUGGGGGGAGGCCGUGAGAACGGCCAACCUCGCGGUGGCAUGCGUCGUGCGCUCCAUUCGCGGACUGGGUCUGGUGGUGGCGGAGAGAAAAACGGAGGCAAUAUUCCUCCAUGGUAGGAGGAUGAAGCCACCCCAGGCCCAGAUCAGAGUGGGAAGGGUCAGGGUCCCAAUAGAGGCCCAGAUGAGAUAUCUGGGCCUCACCCUGGACGGCACCUGGUGCUUCAAGGAACACUUCAAUCGCCUGGUCCCCCGGUUGAGGGCUGUCUCCAACGGAGUCAGCAGGCUCAUGCCGAGAACCGGGGGACCCGAUGGGAAGGCGCGUCGCCUCCACGCUGGGGUACUCAACUCGGUGGCCCUUUACGGGGCACCGAUAUGGGCGGAAGCCCUGGCCGUCAGUCGCCCGAUACAGGCAACCCUGCGCAGGGUGCAAAGGGCGCUGGCGGUCAGGGUGGCCCGAUGCUACCGAACAGUAUCCCACGUGGCGGCGACGGUCCUGGCGAGCAUGCCCCCCUUGGAGCUCAUGGCCCUAUCGUACAAUCGAAUGUACGAUAGGAAGCGUGAGCUCCUACGUAUGGGGGGGGCGGAAGAACCGCUCGCCAGGACAAUCAGAAGGAUGAAGCACCAGACUCGACAGGUCCUCCUUCAGAGAUGGCAGCGACUCCUGGCUAAUGCCAGGUGUUUUUGGAGGUUAAGGUUGAACCAAGACCCGUUGGGCCAAUUUUGA
Harpegnathos saltator (Jerdon's jumping ant) is the source of this 4689-nucleotide messenger RNA. RefSeq lists its product as uncharacterized. The coding region runs from base 1 to 4689 and encodes 1562 amino acids. Lineage: Eukaryota; Metazoa; Arthropoda; Insecta; Hymenoptera; Formicidae. The transcript is spliced from 4 exons. Gene Ontology annotation, molecular function: catalytic activity; zinc ion binding; nucleic acid binding. The record is from RefSeq and is a predicted model, not a curated record.